Lactuca saligna is the source of this 390-nucleotide messenger RNA. Lineage: Eukaryota; Viridiplantae; Streptophyta; Magnoliopsida; Asterales; Asteraceae. The record is from the annotation of a GenBank genome assembly.
AUGGCAUCAUCUCCAAAUCCUACUUAUCAGAACUUCAUUGUAGUAGAUUUCCACUACAAUGGUCAGUUUGCCCCCAAUCCCUUAGUUUACUUUGAUCCCGACAGAGCAUCAGUGCGAGAUCUUGACUUCAGUGGGUUUGGUGAAAGUGAAAACAAAGACUUAGAUGAAGAUGAGGAUUCAGUUAUUCAAGAUUCAUAUUUUGUUGAUCAUGAAGAAGAUGAUGCUACCUAUCCAUUUCCAGCAAACAAAACUGCACAUGAUAGAUUUUUAAACAUCCUUUGUGAACCUAUAGAGAGUGAAGAUCAAGAUGAUGAAUACGUGCCACCCCAAUACCCUGUGUAUGAUGAGAGACAGCCAUGGGAUCAGAUGAAACCAACUAUAGCUAUGUGA